GCGGAGCGGGCGUCUCGGCCUCCGCGCCAACUCGGAGAACCGGCGGCGCGACCCCCGUCCGGUCCGCUCGGCCCGCGCCCCACCGUGCGCGCGCAGCCGUGUGGCGGGAGGGCGCUACUUUCCCCCGGUCCCGGGCAGGACGGGGACGGCAGCGGGACAACUUGGAAAACUUCUCCGGUGCGAGCGGCAGGGACGCCGGGCGCUGGUGGAAGAGGAUGUAGAAGGGCGGUGGCCGGCCCCGGGUGUCCCCCGACCUCCUAGGUCUGGUUCGGCCAGGCCAUGGGGCUCCAGCGCCUUCGGCGCCGCCAGGGGGGCGACCCCCUCGUCUAGCCGAGCCAGGGCAGCGCUCUCGCCCGCGGUGCGCGCGCUGGGCGGCGGGCGCUCCCUCUGUCUGCGUCCGGCCCUGCCAUGGACCACCAGGAGCCCUACUCGGUGCAGGCCACAGCGGCCAUCGCAGCAGCCAUCACCUUCCUCAUCCUCUUCACCAUCUUCGGCAAUGCGCUGGUCAUCCUGGCUGUGUUGACCAGCCGCUCGCUGCGCGCCCCGCAAAACCUGUUCCUGGUGUCGCUGGCUGCCGCCGACAUCCUGGUGGCCACGCUCAUCAUCCCUUUCUCGCUGGCCAACGAGCUGCUGGGCUACUGGUACUUCCGGCGCACAUGGUGCGAGGUGUACCUGGCGCUCGACGUGCUCUUUUGUACCUCGUCCAUCGUGCACCUGUGCGCCAUCAGCCUGGACCGCUACUGGGCCGUGAGCCGCGCACUGGAGUACAACUCCAAGCGCACCCCGCGCCGCAUCAAGUGCAUCAUCCUCACCGUGUGGCUCAUCGCAGCUGCCAUCUCGUUGCCGCCCCUCAUCUACAAGGGCGAUCAGGGCCCCCAGCCCCGCGGGCGCCCCCAGUGCAAACUCAACCAAGAGGCAUGGUACAUCCUGUCCUCCAGCAUCGGAUCUUUCUUUGCUCCCUGCCUCAUCAUGAUCCUUGUCUACCUGCGCAUCUACCUGAUCGCCAAACGCAGCCACCGCAGAGGUCCUAGGGCCAAGGGGGGACCUGGGAAGGGUGAGUCCAAGCAGCCCCGACCGGUCCCUGGCGGGGCUUUGGCCUCAGCCACGCUGCCAACCCGGGCCUCUACUCUGGCUUCUGCGGGAGAGGCCAAGGGACACUCCAAGACCACUGGGGAGAAGGAGGAGGGGGAGACCCCUGAAGAUGCCGGGAGCCAGCCCUUGCCGCGUAGCUGGGCUGCCCUUUCCAACUCAGGCCAGGGCCAGAAGGAGGGUGUUUGUGGGGCAUCUCCAGAGGAGGAAGCUGAUGAAGAGGAGGAGGAGGAGGAAGAGUGUGAGCCUAAGGCAGUGCCAGUGUCUCCUGCCUCAGUUUGUAGCCCGCCACUGCAGCAGCCACAGGGCUCCCGGGUGCUGGCCACACUACGUGGACAGGUGCUCCUGGGCAGGGCCGUGGGUGCUGUGGGUGGGCAGUGGUGGCGUCGACGGGCACAGCUGACCCGGGAGAAACGGUUCACCUUCGUGCUGGCCGUGGUCAUCGGUGUCUUUGUCCUCUGCUGGUUCCCCUUCUUCUUCAGCUACAGUCUGGGUGCCAUCUGCCCGAAGCACUGCAAGGUGCCCCACGGCCUCUUCCAGUUCUUCUUCUGGAUUGGCUACUGCAACAGCUCGCUGAACCCUGUCAUCUAUACCAUCUUCAACCAGGACUUUCGCCGUGCCUUCCGAAGGAUCCUUUGUCGCCACUGGACCCAGACAGCCUGGUGAGCCCACCUGCUGCUGCCUGUGUGAGAGCAGGAAGCCAGCCUUCCACUUUCCCCAGAGGGCCUGCUGCUGAGGAGGAGGAAGAAAUGAAGACUGUUCAGCCACGUUGGGCAGUCGUGGUCCCCAUCAGACACUGGGAUGGGGGGUUCAUGGGAUGGCACUGUCUCCGGGACCAUCUUUCCCCUGCUUUCGGAUUUGUGGAUCCUUUAAAGGCCAGAACCAUGGAUCUGUUUCCUCACCCAGCACCAGGUGAGGGAACAGAAGCGGGUGGGCAUGUGGAUGCCUCAGUGGGGCAGUCAGGAGGCCUGGCCUCUGCCUCGACAGGAGAUGCCUGAUCACUGGCAUUCACCCCUUGCAAAAACCGGGGUAACAAUAGCUUGCUGCCUACUUGCUGCAGGGAGAUGAGAGGCUUUGCAGAACACUUUGAGCUCCAUGGGGGAAUGCACUAGAGAGCCAGAAAAUGUGAUUAACCAGUGAUAUAAAAAUCCCUUUUUUGUGUUUACCACCACCUGUAUUCCUGUAGACUUUUGUUCUGUGCCUGGGGUGCGUGAAUUCCUACCCCAAACUGGAAGUGGGGAGUGGCAGACAGAAUCACUGUUUCAAGUUAAAGGAUUUCUUUGAGAAUGUAUUCUUGUGCCUGCAAAGAUGGAGUUAUUAUGCUGCAUGACAACUUUUCAACAUUUCAUCUGCAACACCAAGAGAGUUUUCAGUGGCUUGUGCCCCUCUGCCCCCUUGCAAGUGGGGGAUAAGUUCUUUGUCACCAAGCAGGCAAAUUGUUUCCCCAAGAUGGCUCAAAAUACCCAUACCAUGGGAACAGUCUACUAUGAGAGCCUCUGGCGGGUGGCAGAGCCCCCAGGUGGGGUGUUGACAUGGGGGUCCCAUAGACCCCUGGGGGAGCCUUCAGCUGGAAUACCCACGCAGGUCUUCAAGUCCCAAGGGAGUCCUUGUGAAGCAUAACUAAUCCCAUCUCAGGUGGGUGCCUGCUGGCCACUUCAGACUGAGCCACAUUGGCCCCCCAACCUCCACAGUAAGGUUCCCCCCCAGUUCUCACUUCACCCCACCCAGAAAAAUUGGAAGUAUGGAAAGGAUGUUUGCCAGUCUUCCCCGUGGGGGUGCCUGGCUUUAGCCUUCGGCCAGGGGCAUCUUAGCUUGGGUGGUGUUGGCACCAGAUGGACCUGCCAGACUUGGAAGGGUGCUGAGUGGGUUUUCUGGAGUGAACAAGAUGGGGGGGGGACAAAAAAGAGUUCCUUUUAGGGGGUGCUGUCUAGCUUGGCCCUUGAUUGGUUGCAGCUGUGAGGCCACACGUCACCCUGGGGCGUGGCUGGGAGGCUGGGCCCAGGGGACGGACAGACUUGGGACCAUCUGCUGGCUGAUCUUGUGUGUGCCCCAUGGGAGCCCCAGUGUUGUUGCCUGUGACUCCUUGUUGUGACAUGCAGGUGUUUUUAAAAAGUCUGAGCUAUUUUAUCAAUAAAGGAUAUUUUGUAAUAAUC
Molecule: messenger RNA, 3242 nt
Organism: Microcebus murinus (gray mouse lemur)
Lineage: Eukaryota; Metazoa; Chordata; Mammalia; Primates; Cheirogaleidae
Gene: ADRA2B
Product: adrenoceptor alpha 2B
Biological process (GO): platelet activation; G protein-coupled receptor signaling pathway; regulation of vasoconstriction
Cellular component (GO): plasma membrane
Molecular function (GO): epinephrine binding; alpha2-adrenergic receptor activity
Source: RefSeq, a predicted model, not a curated record